Molecule: messenger RNA, 744 nt
Organism: Paramecium tetraurelia
Lineage: Eukaryota; Ciliophora; Oligohymenophorea; Peniculida; Parameciidae
Exons: 4
Biological process (GO): protein secretion; regulation of exocytosis
Molecular function (GO): GTPase activity; GTP binding
Source: RefSeq, a predicted model, not a curated record
AUUAAAAGAAAAGAAAUUGCAAGAUGAUCAAAGAAUAUGAUUAUUUGUUCAAGUUGGUUAUUAUUGGUAACUCUGGAGUGGGAAAGAGUUCAUUAUUGUUGAGAUUUGCAGAUGACUAAUUUAGUGAAUCUUAUUUAACAACUAUCGGUGUUGAUUUUAGAUUCAGAACGUUACCUAUCGAUGGAAAGAACGUUAAAUUAUAGAUUUGGGACACUGCUGGAUAGGAAAGGUUCAGAACAAUCACAAGUGCAUACUACAAGGGUGCCGAUGGAAUUGUUAUGGUAUAUGAUGUCACCUAAGGGUAAUCAUUUGAUGAUAUUGAUAAAUUCUGGUUGCACGAGGUAGAAUCAUAUGGAGAAAAAAAUGUGUAAUUAUUGAUCAUCGGAAAUAAAAAUGAUUUAGAUGAAUAGAAAUAAGUAGAAACAUCAAAGGCUGAAGAGUAUUGUAAGUCUCAUAAUAUGCUUUUCAUGGAAUGUAGUGCUAAGACAGCUGAUCAUGUUAAUAAUGCCUUCCUUGAACUCUCACGAAAGUUAAUGGCUAAGAAGGAUGCCUCACAACCACCUAAGACUACCAAUACGACAUCCAAUGCUUCACAAUAAUCAUAAUCUAGAGGAUAAACUAACACCAACACUUAACAAUCAAAAUAACUAAGUGCUGGCAAUACAAACUAAAAAAAAUAAAAAGAUGGAGGUUGCUGUUGAUUAUUUAUUAAGCAUAAUAUAUUGUUAAAAUUUAUUGUUCUUA